Erpetoichthys calabaricus (reedfish) is the source of this 761-nucleotide messenger RNA. RefSeq lists its product as uncharacterized. Bases 27 to 728 code for a protein of 233 amino acids. The record is from RefSeq and is a predicted model, not a curated record. NCBI's taxonomy places the organism in Eukaryota, Metazoa, Chordata, Cladistia, Polypteriformes, Polypteridae. The transcript has 2 exons.
UUGAAAUCGUCAGAAAAAAAAUUGAAAUGCAGAGUCGGCAGUUUUGUUUUGUGGACGUACUCGCCUCGCUUGUUUAUCAGCAGCUAAGCGAGUUUCUCUCUCCUCAGAGGUUUCGUUUUACUGAUGUGUUCGCCUCGCUUGUGUAUCAGCGGCUAAGCGAGUUUCUCUCUCCUCAGAGGUUUUGUUUUGCCGAUGUGCUCACCUCGCUUGUCUAUCAGCGGCUAAGCGAGUUUCUCUUUCCUCAGAGGUUUCAUUUUGCCGAUGUGCUUGCCCCCCUUGUGUAUCAGCGGCUAAGCAAGGUUCUCUCUCCUCAGAGGUUUCGUUUUACCGAUGUGUUCGCCUCGCUUGUGUAUCAGCGGCUAAGCGAGUUUCUCUCUCCUCAGAGGUUUUGUUUUGCCGAUGUGCUCACCUCGCUUGUCUAUCAGCGGCUAAGCGAGUUUCUCUUUCCUCAGAGGUUUCGUUUUGCAGAUGUGCUCUCCUCGCUAGUGUAUCAGCGGCUAAGCGAGUUUCUCUCUCCUCAGAGGUUUCAUUUUGCUGAUGUGCUCGCCCCCCUUGUCUAUCAGCGGCUAAGUGAGUUUCUCUCUCCUCAGAAGUUUCGUUUUGCCGAUGUGCUCGCCCCCCUUGUCUAUCAGCGGCUAAGCGAGUUUCUCUCUCCUCAGAGGUUUUGUUUUGCCGAUGUACUCGCCUCGCUUGUCUAUCAGCGGCUAUGCGAGUUUCUCACUCCUUAGAGGUUUCGUUUUGCCGAUGUGCUCGUCCCCCUU